AUUCGCAAUAACAACCAUUCCCACUCCUUAUACCCACCAUCAAUACCAAACAGAUAGCGUUCUAGUAUUUGACGAAUAUCAGCUUCAGCUCUGUAGAUUCGGACAACAGGAAUUGGUCGAGACCAGCUCAGCAAAGUCGAUGACGACAACCAGGUCGGCAGGGUUGAUGAUGUUGAGCCGUUCUACGGGAACGAUACGGUCUGGACAAUUUGCCUUGAUCCCGAGCAAUUCGCCAACAUACUCCUGCAAAAGAAUAAUACGGCAUACGAAGCCCAUCAGCUCAACAUCACGAGAUAACGUUUCGCUGUCAAUCGGCACGAGACGAACGAGACGGAUCGCACCGCAAGGAUGUUUGACAUGGAGAGGGCUGGCGACGGGACAACCGGGUCUAAGACGAAAAGAGGACGAACCCGUACAUGAGACGUCAGAGACAAAGCCUGUCAUAAAUGUGACAAACUCAACAGAGGCUGACCAACAGUCAAAAGAUGCGGGAGCCGAGGUAGAGAGCAAAUCGACCGCUUCGACAGAGACGACCAUAUCGACAGAUUCCGAGGCGCCUCCACCAGAUCCGAAUAUCCUCGUGCGGCCGACAAUACCUUCCUCCCAGGUCCCCUUUCUCGCUCCAUCACCACUCAAUCAAUCCGUACCCCCUUACCCACCCAUCGCCAAAUCUGUCAUUCGGGAAGCCAUCGCCGAUUUCCUCUCUGCCGAGGCAUCAGGCCACGUUCUACCCGUUCCUCAGGAAGUGUACGACAAAAAGUCCUGGUUCGGAUGGAGGGUCUUUUAUUGGCGUACCAAACAACUCUUCAAAUUCUACUGGGCCGGGUGCAAGUGCCUGAAAGCCAAUUACUCCCACAUGCGGACUCUGCAAAAGGGAGUCAGGCGGGAAGGGUGGGAAUUGACGAGGAGGGAAAAGAGAUUCGUCUCCCGUACCAAGGCCGAUCUAUGGAAGAUCUUUCCCUUUGUCUUCUUCCUGAUGACUCUGGAAGAAGUCCUCCCGCUCAUGGUCCUCUAUACACCCUGGUUGUUGCCGAGCACGACCAUCCUGCCUUCGCAGUUCUUGCGGAUAAAAUCGGCAGAGGAGAUCAAGAGGCGGGAGGCUUUGCUCGAAGUAGGCAAGGAGCUGAGAAAGACGCGAACCGAGGAGGAUGUUGGGUCACCAACGACUCGAUUGCGGGGCGGACUGCCGGUGCUCGCUGGGCUCAGCCCCGAGCUAGUAAAGGGAUUGUGCAAGGCGCUGGAUCUUGGGACCGUCGCCCCGAUGUUUUGGCUACAACGGCGCUUGACAAAACGAAUCUCUGACAUUGUAAUUGACGACAAUGACCUUCGAAGAUCCCUACCCGGAGAAGAGCUUGCGAUCGAAGAGAAACGCUUGAUACUGGGUGAACGUGGAUUGUUGGUACUACGAACACCUCUUGAAGACCUAGACCAAAAGCUAGAGCAAUGGCUGGAUUCCACUUCCAAUCUGACGGAAGACGAACACAAGGAAAAGACGCUCGAUUCGAUGUUGAGCACGGCUUUGGAGCUGCAAGAAAAGGUGGUAGAGGUGGAGACGGAUGAGACGCGCAAGGUGGAAGAAAAGUGAUGCAAUCCCCUUUGAAGCACAACACUGAAAACAGUUCAGUGGACCAACUAGAUGAAAUGGAACCCCUCUCCUUGUCAAGGACGACAAGUGUAUACCAUGUAUCUCGUACGACGCAUAAAGAAAGUCACGGCAUGACCAGCAUAUGACACACUUCCGACCUG
Molecule: messenger RNA, 1746 nt
Organism: Filobasidium floriforme
Lineage: Eukaryota; Fungi; Basidiomycota; Tremellomycetes; Filobasidiales; Filobasidiaceae
Exons: 3
Coding region: 140-1585 (481 amino acids)
Biological process (GO): intracellular monoatomic cation homeostasis
Cellular component (GO): mitochondrial inner membrane
Molecular function (GO): ribosome binding
Source: RefSeq, a predicted model, not a curated record